Messenger RNA from Cherax quadricarinatus, 5845 nucleotides. RefSeq lists its product as uncharacterized. NCBI's taxonomy places the organism in Eukaryota, Metazoa, Arthropoda, Malacostraca, Decapoda, Parastacidae. Gene Ontology annotation, molecular function: L-serine ammonia-lyase activity; threonine deaminase activity. Gene Ontology annotation, biological process: L-serine catabolic process; L-threonine catabolic process. The record is from RefSeq and is a predicted model, not a curated record.
UUCCUCCAUACCACAAGACCUUCACACAGCAAUUUUGAGGUGCGAUGUUUGUUGCACCUGUUGAUGAAAAUUUGCUUGGUCAUGUGCGAGAUGAUAGGGUGAUAUCAUAUAGUGAGUAGAAUGUCAGUCAAGUGUUAGUGAGUCACAGAUUACCGCCUCUACCUGGACACCAGACCAUGGCACGUACUAGGUAGUGGUGACCUCUGGUGCCAAGAUGUGGUGGUGGCAGAUGGCGCCACAGGAGACGGUGGUACACUGGCCCCAUUGCACACGGAGGGCCACAUCACAUAUAAACACACGGGCCGUCGUGGCCCACCUGUCUCACAUUGCUUGUGUUUUAAACCUUCACUACGGGUCUCACGCUCUUGCAGAAGAUCCUCCAGAUCCUCAAGUCUUCAGGAGGACCUCUGCAGCCCCCAGACUCGAGAUGUGAGGAUCGUUCUGGAGUAUUUGAACUAACACCAGGGGCGUCUUGGGCUUUCUGGGAGGCCCUAACCACACAGGGACGCAGUGGGUACCCCACCAGAGAAUUACCUCUGUCUCGCUCAGCUUCAACUGAUAGUGUGCCCCGAGGUCCCCAGGAGAACAUAAGGACUUCUAGAUCCUUUUCCAGCAGUCCUGUGUUUCGUCGUUGUGUGUGGGCCUCUCCCGUUGUGUUAGAGACGCAGGAGGCCGCCUCGGCUAUACAGUCCGGUCGUCGAAGUUCUCCGCCUUGUCUCGUGAACUAUCUUGAGGAUAACACUGAACGCUCACCUUCACCAACAGUGCCCACAUUACCUGUCAGCGAACCUUUGUCUUGCUUAAGGUUUUGCCCUUCGCGAGAAAUGAUUCAACCAUCCGCCAAGUUGUCAAGAGUGAGCUUCGACAUGCAGCAGAGACCGAAUUCUGAGAGUGAACGGUACGCUGAGAUACCAGGCUCUUCGCCUUCCCCACCCGACUCAGACACCUGCACACCCACGGGGCGUCACUCGCCCACGGGCUACCAGACCUCGGCCCCGUCUUCGCCCGAGGGCUCUCCUAGACCUCGCAGAAAGUGCCGACCUUCUCAUACCUCCCGCAGGGAAGAGGCAGACGCUAAAGAGAAGAUGGUAGAGGCCAGUGGCAGAGACAGGGGCAAGGGCAAGAUGUGGCGGCCAAGGCAAGUAGUAUCCACGCAGCAUACUGUCCCGCCAUGGGCGGAACCAAAUGCCCAGCCACCCCCACCUCCCUCACAGCUCUACGCCAACAUAUCUCCCCCUGCCUCCCGCAGGUCUGUCAUAAAACCCGCUUCGCCCCUCUCCUCCGCCACAGAGGUAGACCCGACGCCCAUACACUUCAACCGGCCGGUGCCCGGGGCCAGCCCAGUCAUGGUUCGCAGGUCUCUCUUCCGCUCCAGCGAUGGCCCAGCCAGAGCUAGAUCCGUAGACUCCAUCACUAGAGGGGCACCCUGGGCCCAGCAUACCCUUAGAGCCACUCCCAGGACAGACUCGCCGUCCCGAGCCCCUCCUGCGUCCGAUGCACCGUCCUGGGCCACCACUAGGAUGACAUCCCCGUCCCGGACCCCGCCUGCCUCCGAAUCGCCCCAGGCCCCGCCUGCAUCUGAACUAUCCCGGGCCCCGCCUGCGUCUGAACCGUCCCGGGCCACGCCUGUAUCCGAACCGCCCCGUGCCUCAACGAGAAAAACCUCAGCUGCACAGCAGACACCAAAAACUAGCUCAACACCACAAGCUACUCCAGGUGCUGCACCCCCCCAGCAGGCAGCCAAGAGAGAUGGACCACAGGCUGCCCCUGCAAUCACUGCCUCAGUAAUACCCAGUAGCUUGUCGUCGUCUACGACCACAGUAAUGUCGUCGUCAUCGUUUAGACAAGAAAUGUCGCUAAGUGAGAGGACAGUGGUGUCGCGUCAGCAGGUAGUGACACAGGCAUGUGACUCAACAGUCACUCAGGGCAUACCCAGAGAACCUUCGGGGGUCGGUGGCGGGGGGCGGAGCCCAGGGAACGCCCCUGUAGGCAGCCCAGGUCGGGGAACGCCCCGCUCUGGUGACCCCUCUGACCUGAUGUAUCCACACCCACACGGCGUGUCAGAGACAUCCCAGCAGCAGCUGAGCAUGAAGAUGAGUGCCAAGGCGGGUAGCGAGGGCCAGGUCCUCCCUGACAAGUUACCGCAGGAGCAAAGUUCCCCUACACCGUGGCGUAAAGCUGCUGUCAAGCAAGUAUCUGCUGCCAGUGUCUCUACUUCUCACCAACAAGUACAACACAAGAGUGAGACCAGUGCUGAUCCCACCACGCUCACGCCUACUCACAGGCACGACCAAGAGCCUCAACAGGCACCCUGGAGGAAGACAACACCUGCGCGGGAGCAGCAGAUGGCUGGACCGCUGGAUGCACCUGCAGCUGUGUCUCCCGUUAUCCAGGGAACACUCAAGUCGCAAGUGACUCGGAGGAGUAACGUCAAAGAGAAGAUUGAAACGCUGACCAGCAGCGGUGCUCAAGUCAGCAGCUGUUCUCAGGCAGCUGAACCCCAACCAGGCUGGCGCAGACACCAGCACAAAAGCCACCCACAACAAACUUCCUCCACGACCUCUCACAUUUCUGCUGCUGCUGCUCCAUCCAGUCAGCCUCCUACUGAUGCUGCUGCUCUAUCCAGUCAGCCUCCUACUGAUGCUGCUGCUCCAUCCAGUCAGCCUCCUACUGAUGCUGCUGCUCAACAACCCACUGACAAACCUUUCUCCAGUUCAGCAGCAGCUGUAAAAAUAUCCACUUCUGCAGACGAACUAUCUGCUCUUACACCUGCAACCAAACCAGCCACACCUAUAGCAACUAAUGCAACCAAGCCUUCUAUACCUGCUUCAACUCCUGCAACCAAGUCUGUCUUACCUGGAUCCACUCCUGCAACCAAGCCUGCAACACCUGCCCCCACUCUUGCAACAAAACCAACUUCUCCCGCCUCUACUGAAAUUAAGCCUGGUCCAUCUGCCUCUGCCGCAAUCAAGCCUGUCUCUGCUGCAAUCAAGCCUGCCACACCUGCCUCUUCUGCAACCAAGCCUGCCACACCAGCAUCUACUGCAACCAAGCCUGCCUCUACUGCAUCCAAGCCUGCCACACCUGCAUCUACUGUAACCAAGCUUGCCACACCUGCCCUUACUGCAACUAAGCCUGCCGCAAUUGUCCCUUCUGAAGCUAAGCCUGCCACACCUGUCCCUACUCCUGAAGCCAAGCCUACCACACCUAUCCUUGCUCCAACAAAACCAAUUACACCUAUAAGCAAGCCAGCCACACCUUUCCCUACUGCUGUAAGCAAGCCUGUCACACCUGUCCCGACUGUUGCAAGCAAGCCUGUCACACCUAUUCCUACUGCUACAAGCAAGCCUGUCACACCUGUCCCUACUACUGCAAGCAAGCCUGUCACACCUGUCCCUACUACUGCAAGCAAGCCUGUCACACCUGUCCCUACUUCUAUAAGCAAGCCUGUUGCAUCUGCCCCUGCCUUUACGAAACAACCUGUAUCAUUGCUUGUAUCAAGUGAUUCUGUCUCAGUAACUAGUGUGACCGCAGUUGCUGGUUCAGUAACGCAGAGUGUGAGAGGUGAGGGGGCAGCAGACGCAGCACCAGGGUCGCCUGCCCGGAAUGGCGCCGCGGUGAGCCCAGGUGUUAUAGGAAGUGAGGGUAGAGUUUGUGUGGGCACCAGUCCACCGCUGGCUUCGCCCCUUCUCACUGCCGCCCACACGCAUUCGCCCACACCACCCCUUCCACCCAAGCAAGCUGUCGUAGUCGGCGGCCCGCCAGUGCCACAAGCUCCCAAACCUGCAGCUUCCGUCACCACUCAGCCAUCUUCGCCUACACACCCCACUCUGCUUACGACAACUACUUCAGUCUCUGCAUCUGCUUCUGCAUUGUCACCACCUGCAGCACCAGCAGCAGCAGAAGCCACCACACUACCAGCAGUGACCGUAGUGGUGUCAGCAGGUGUCACCGAGGAAUCACGCGCAAUGCCAAUCCCAACACCACCGCCGGCACCCGAUGCUAAACUCUUGAAAGGUGGUGGCCGGAUACCCAUCACGACAGGUGGUGCUCAAACUCCAGAGAUCAGCCCAGUUCUUGCAAGGAAAGAUACAACCGAGGCUAGUCCAUCAGAACUCCCGAAGGAGCCAGUUGCAGCGGCAAUGAAACCCCCGGAAACAAUGAGGCCUCCACAGCCUGAGUUUCCGCCUCCUCCUCCAGUGGAUCAGAUUGAAAUGACUCCAGAAUAUGGUGACUUCGGCUCAGGGCUUCCGCCGCCUCCAGGUUUUACACAAGAGAUAAGAGCAGUAAUGCCCUCAGGCUUCACGACGCGCCUGCAGUGUGUAUCUGAGCAAGAAGGGGAGAAUAUUCCCUCGCCAGAAUACGUGCGUGAGUCAGUUACAAAACGCAUUAAGGCUUUCGAAAAACAGGCGUCCAAAGAAGAAGAACCUCUUGCAGUGGAGCGUCCGAUUCUUGCUGCACGACCUGUGGCUCCGUGGGUGAAGCGUACCUCAGCGGGGCCGGUCCAACAGGAGCGCUACUGGGACAUGACCUCACCCGAAUCCGAGCAACCCGAGGUCACCUGGACACCAUCGCCACCACCACACAAGGAAAUUGAAAGAACGAAAUCACCUUCGAGAUCUGCUUCGCCCAGGGAACCUCAGCAGGCAGGCACCACACCACUUGCCCCUCCUACGCCUAUUCUUACCGUUGCCUCGCCUAGGUCUAAGAUCGCAUCUUUGCCAGCCUCUGUCACAUCUUGCAAGGUCAUACCGCCCCGCCCACAGCUCAUUCACCGUCAGAGGUCAGCCUCUACUGGCGACUACUACGCCCAGUACGUCACCCCCGACGACUCACGCCUGGUCAGGAUGCCAGUAGAAGGUGACACGACUCGCUCAUCCUCAAGUGCCGGUGUGUCUUCUACUCCAGCCAAAGAUGAUGCUCUAUUUGACCCCUGGUGUGAUCCUAAAAAUCCCAAACCCAUAACCUUUCAGGAUGUGAGCGCUGCUGCUUUUAAGAUCAAGUCUGGUGUUAUGAACACACCUUGCACAAAGUCUCACAUGUCCAGUUUCACCAACAUGGAGAUAUUCUUCAAGAAAGAGUUCAACCAGUAUACUGGCAGCUUCAAGGAACGUGGUGCAAGAUACACGUUAUUGAUGUUGCCAGAGGAUCAGCAAAAGAGGGGUGUUAUUGCUGCAUCAGCAGGCAACCAUGCACUUGCUCUUUGCUACCAUGGACAGGAACUGCAAAUCCCAGUCACAGUGGUGAUGCCCUUGGUAGCACCUAUCAUGAAGGUACAGGCAUGCAGGCAGUAUGGUGCCAAUGUCAUUGUUAAGGGGAAUGACAUUGGUGAGUGCCGAGAGUAUGCCCUCAGGUUGGCCAAGGAGCAGGGUCUUCUCUAUGUUAAUGGAUAUGACCAUCCACACAUCCUGGCAGGUCAGGGCACCAUGGGACUGGAGAUAGUAGAGCAAGUACCCAAGAUUGAUGCUGUGGUUAUCCCAGUUGGUGGGGGUGGCCUCAUUGCAGGUGUUGCACUAGCUGUCAAGGCCCUCUACCCACACAUCCAAGUCAUUGGAGUGGAAUCAGAGCGGUGUGCCAGCUUUAGUGCUGCCAUGAAGGCUGGAAAACCUGUAUAUGUGAAGGCUGAGUCUACUUUGGCUGACGGUCUAGCUGUCCCCAUGGUUGGUGUCAAUGCCUUUGCUACAGCAUCCCGUCUUGUUGAUAAGAUAGUUACAGUAAGAGAAGAAUGGAUAGCCAUUUCCAUCUUACGCUUAGUGGAAUGCGAGAAGGCAGUGGUUGAAGGUGCUGGAGCCACAGCUCUGGCUGCCAUCCUUGCUGGGGAGCUACCAGAACUCAAAGGCAAGAG